Pecten maximus is the source of this 5964-nucleotide messenger RNA. Its product is annotated as protein draper-like. Lineage: Eukaryota; Metazoa; Mollusca; Bivalvia; Pectinida; Pectinidae. Gene Ontology annotation, molecular function: scavenger receptor activity. The transcript has 23 exons. The record is from RefSeq and is a predicted model, not a curated record. Bases 28 to 3546 code for a protein of 1172 amino acids.
UUCUGAGCUAAUAUCAAAUUGACAAAAAUGGCGAAGAGACCAAUACAUCUGACAACACUGGUUAUUACUUGUAUGUAUGUAUACAAUGUAUUGCUGGUAAGUCAAAUUGCAAACGGCCAAUCAACAACACCAAAAACCACAGGCAACUUGAACGUCACCGGGAAAGAGUGUACAGAGGAACAAACAAAGAGAACCGUAAUAGCAGAAUACUAUAGCGCUGUCUGUUACCGUGAGGAAAGAACCUGUGAUCCCUUACAACCAUGGAUAUGUACAAGCAAGAAAGUAUCAACAUUCUGUAGUCAGCUGAGAUACAAAGAAAUCUACAGUACAUCUAGCGUUGCGGUGUGUUGCCAUGGCUACGACUUGGAUACCUCACGAGACAUCUGUAUUAGAGUAUGCCCGCCUGGAAUGUUUGGAGACGAUUGCUCAGAAUCAUGUGGGUGUUUACUGACACAGAACUGUGACCCGUAUACAGGUGCAUGUACCUGUAAGCCAGGUUAUACAGGAACCGGGUGUGUCAAUGUGUGUCAGCCGAAAACCUAUGGUGUUAACUGUGCAGAAACGUGCAACUGUGACUGGAACAACACGAUAUCUUGUGACGGAGCUUCAGGAGACUGUUGGUGUCGAGGAGGCUGGAUGGGUAAAUCAUGUCAGACAGAAUGUCCCCCUGAUUAUUAUGGAUUCGACUGUAAAAACAAGUGUAAUUGUUCUGCCAAUCAGACGUGUGAUUUACAAACAGGAGACUGCGCAUGCGCCACUGGAUACACCGGGGUUUAUUGUACUGAACGUAUUGUCCCGUCUCCACAAGGACAAGAUGAUGUACCCGAUUACCUACUGAUCGUCAUACAAGUUCUCCUGGCUGUAGUAGUACUGGUAGUUAUACUGGCCUUCGUCAUACACUGUGUCCGAAAAAGGAAUAUACGCAAGUCUCAUGAUUGCACAGACGGCAGCGUAACAGGUAAUACAAAUACUAUCUUGGCUGAUUACUAUAGUAACCUGUCCGUAAAAGAACUCCAAAAGAAAAGAAAACAACAUGGCGAUCACAGUCCAAGACGGUCACAAGCUCCUAAUGGUAGUCUGUAUACAGAAGUUGACAAACCAAGCCGAACAAAACCAAAGCUGUCUCCGUAUCAGGAAUCAGGUGUCGUUUUCUUAAAACGAACAAGUAUUAAAGAUAAUGCUAUAGAUGAUUUAGUGGAAAACGGAAAUAAAAACCAAUAUCUGGAAGGAGCUGACCAAUCACAAAUAACUGCGUAUGUUAACGAGGGUGCGAAAACGGAUGAUACGUAUGACAAACUGGGAAAGGAAAGACACGUGCAAGAAACUGAGCAAUCCAGAACAGAUCACUAUGAUCACAUGAAGAGAAAUCAGUGCAAAACAGGACAUUCUGAUGACGCAUAUGAUGAACUUGAAACGAAGUCAUCCGAAAAAAAACUUGAUAACAAUAUUGAUGAUACUUACGACCACACACAUGAUUUGAGUUCCAUCUCUGUAAUAUUGGUUGGAGUGGAUGUUUCACAUGCUGCCAAGGCACAACCGGAAACUACGUCAUCCGGAAGCCCCCAAAUCGUCAACCUUACCACGAAUUCCGGCUCCAAUACCGAUUUAUUUUUUGAACCAAAAAACUGUACUCGACAAAAAAUAAUGAAAACCUGUAGUGGUUUGUGGUUCUGGGAGAAAUGCCGUACACAAUAUUCUUCUUCGUCGUGUACAAAGACCCGUAUGAAAUUACAGACAAUGUCUACAGCUGAAGCUAUAUGUUGUGAGGGAUUCGUUCCGUAUAAUGAUACUGCUCCAUUUUGUCUGAAAGGAUGUGAGACCGGAAGGUAUGGGGAAAACUGCACACGUGAAUGUAACUGUACCGGCAAUACUAGACCAGAUUGUGAUUUGACUACGGGUGACUGCAAAUGUACGGAGGGAUGGACUGGACCAAACUGUACCGAUGUAUGUGCAAAGGGAUUUUACGGCCACAACUGUGAAAAUGCAUGUCCAUGUGAAAACAACAGUACAUGUGAUCACAUGAACGGAACGUGCAACUGUACUAGCCCAGGUUGGACCGGAGACAAGUGUGAUACAGUAUGUCCAGAAGGCAGGCACGGACACUACUGCAAACAAAACUGUUCCUGUCCCAUAAACGCAACCUGUGAUCCCUUCACUGGAGAAUGCCAAUGUAUUGCAGGUUUAACAGGUGGCAACUGUACAAAUGUUUGCGAUGAUGGGUAUUUUGGUGCUGAUUGCAAACAGACAUGCACGUGCAUAGCAAACAGGACAAGAGCUUGUGACCCCGCAAAUGGAACAUGCUCCUGCGCACCUGGAUGGACGGGUCGGAACUGUGCCAAAUACUGCUUGCCCGGGACAUUCGGAGAGUCUUGUCAGGAAACGUGCAACUGUACAGACACCGAGGCAUGUAACCCAAUGAAUGGGCAAUGUGUUUCCAGAUUUCUUUGUAGUGUGAAUGGGACCUCCAACUGUGAUCCUACAUUAGGUGUAUGUGACUGUUCUGGUGUCCAACAAAACAUUCCGCUGGAUCUUUCUCAUGGAAGCAUCCGUGAUAUCCUGAAUAACCCUAAAGAUAUCUGUGAUUCCGUCAAUAACCAAACUGAAUUCUGUGUUCCGAGAAAUGGAUCUGUUCGUUGUGAAUGCCUUGCUGGAUGGAUCGGGUACUCGUGUGAAAAACCUUGCCCUAGAGGAAUGUACGGAGAAGGCUGCGGUCAACGAUGUACAUGUGGUGACGGUGAAGGAUGUGAUCAUGUUGAUGGACGUUGUGUAGAUACCGGAAACAGUAAGAGACAGGACACAAACCAGGACACACCAGAUAUAGGCCUUGUAUUAGGCAUUGUAAUAUCAUCAACCGUAGUUAUCAUAGUUGUGGUGAUAUGCGUCGUUAUGUAUAAACGCAAAGGAGGUCGAAAGUUCAGCGACCUUCAAAUGACAGUGCGGAAAACAAGGACUGCAAAUGAAAGGUCAUUUGCCGACAACCACACCUAUGAUCUCAGACAACCAGAUAUCAUUGAAGCAACUAGCAGAAGACCUGUUAAGGCUGAGGGCAGCAGCAAUGAAAAUGACAACACGUAUGUCAAUUCGCCAAGUAAUGGACAUUCAAGUAAUCGCGAAAAGGGUGCCACUAGAAGUAAAGACAAUUAUUCUCGGGUAGUAAAAUGCAAGGACGGAAAUUAUGACGAUUUUAAAAGCAUGGGUCUUAAUGAAAACGACGGGAACGCGUAUGCAGGAAAUAUAGCAGAUGAUGUUUAUAAUACUCUGAACAAUAAAGAUGGUCGACAUUCUAAUGGCGUAUCACCCCGGGAUGAUGAGUACAGUCAUGCAAACUUUGCUGCCGCAUCAGAUACAUAUGAUGUCAUGUCGAGAAGAACCGAUCCCACCAGCGGAGAAAACAUGUACGAAAGUUCUCGAGAGUUAUCGAACACAUACGAUGUUUUCCGAAACAAAGGCGAUACCGAUAUUAUUUCCGAUUCUAUGUACGACACACAAAGUAAUAUUGCUGCUGAAUCGGGAAAGAACAGUAAACAUUACAGUCUGCCAUCCUGAUAGACUUAGCAUUGAUAUAGGAUGUCAUUAUUCAAGGAGCAUGUAGAAUAUAUCUACAUAAAAGUGCUGUUGUUCCAAUUGUAUGCAAUUACUCUAUUUGUAAAUGUGAAAUCAUUUGAUGAGCAUGUUUGGGUAAAUAUAUUAGGAGAAUACAAAUUAAAUAUAAAAAAAAAUCUAUUUGGAUCACAAAAUUGAUUUAGACAAGAUUGCAAAUUGCGAAUAACCAAAAUAACCAAAAUUGUAAAUUUACAUUUCACAAUUUCGCUCAAAAUGGGUAUUCAAACGAGAAUUAUAUUAUAGUGUGACCAUUGAUAUUUGGACGCCAUGUUUAAUUCUGUUGUUGUAUAUUAAUAUUAUCUUAAUUAUAAGUAUUACAGAUUUGUAAAUUAUGUAGGGAUAAUAACGUAUUGUUUCAUACAAGCAUAUCUUGCUGACCUCGUAUUACAACAUUUAAAUCAUGCUAUACUUGGCCGAGUGGUUAAGGUGUCUCGACACUUUAUCACUAGCCCUCCACCUCUGGGUUGCGAGUUCGAAACCGACGCGGGGCAGUUGUCAGGUACUGACCGUAGGCCAGUGGUUUUUCUCCGGGUACUCGGGCUUUCCUCCACCUCCAAAACCUGACACGUCCUUAAAUGACCCUGGCUGUUAAUAGGACGUUAAACAAAAACAAACCAAGCUAUACAUGUACAUAUUCAUUCUUUAUAUAUAUAUAUAUGCUAUUCAUCAACAUUUCUGUUAAAUUCGAUUGUCAAUUUUACAUCACUAUCAUAUCAUAAUACCCGUCACUAAAUAUACAGUCAACUUGGUUAUUUUCAGCAUACCAACAAUCAGAACGAUAAAGUAGUUACUAGUUAAAUCUUUCUGACUUUUGAAAAAUAAGCCAACCUGAAAAAUAUAAGGUAACAAUCCGUGUUCAAUAGAGCUUUAAUUCUGUGAACGGGACAUUUUCCAUGAAUUAAAUAUAGGGCGCGGUAUUUUCCGAAUAUGUGACACUGGUGUAUUUUAGGAGCAGUGCAUAAGCGAGGUGUAUCAUUAAACUAGUUAAUACUGUACCUGUGCAAAAUUUAACUACUCUUAUCUGCAAAAAAAGGUAACCAUGCAAAGCCAGAGGACGAUUUAAAUAGCACCUGCCUGUUUUAUAUCUCAUGUUAUAUACUGUUUCAUAUGUAUUAUGUUGACAACGGGGUGGUACCCGCAUAAUUUUUUGUAUGUGGUAUCGCUAGCUCUGUCGUUAAUUCAGAAACUUGUUGAUAUGUUGAUUUGGUUUUUUUUUAAAUGCUGAUGCACUGCAUUUGUUAUCUGUUUUGGUGCACACCAUGAACUGAGGACGAAUACAUCGUGAUGUAAAUGAAAAGAUGAUCCAUGUACACCCACCAAUAAAUGAAUCAUGAUAUAAUUACGUCAUAUACUGUGUAGGUGUUUCUGUCCCUGAUAACGCCCUCUAUUGUACACCUUUUGUAUCACAGGGUAUUUGGUUCAUUUGCUCUUAAGAUAAUAAAAAAAAUGGUUUCUUUCAGUAGUGAAUUGUUUUCGGAAGUAAUCGUGAUAGAGGUAGAAACAAAGUUAUAUUUAUCUUCUACACUCUGAACAAGAAAUAUCAGACCACGAUAAAGGGCCACCAAAAUAGUGACAAGGUAUUCUAUUGAAACACUAGAUUCUCUCAUAACUCUUAAAUACACAAAUAAUAGUGGACAGGAAUCCUAACAUAAUGUUGUUACACUCUGUAAACCAUUACACAGUAUCCUAAUCAAAUGUCAGAUAGCCUACUUUGGGUUGCCAACAAAACUCGACUUAGACACUCCUAAACCCAAGUUAAAAAUGCCUUACCCACUACACUUUCGUAACAGUAUUACAUGCACAUGUCUGCAUUCACGGGUAUCUGUGCUUGAAAAAAGUAAAACACAACAUGACUAGGAAACCAGGAAGUGUUUCCUUAUAAGCACCUAUUGUAACUGUCAAGAUAUCACCUAACAAGCUUGUCAAUUUAUCAGCGACGACGUAAAUACAAUGUACAUAGUUUGACCAUGAAUAUUAUAUUUUGCAUUUCAUUUUAGUGAGAAGACAAAUAUCAGUGACUAUGUCUUAGGAAAACUUAAUCAUUCUUUUUUUCUUUGGUUAAUAAACUAAACACAAUGGAGAAAAGGAGUAAUCGUAAAUAUGUUAAUGAAAAAGAGAACACAAGAGAAACCUUAUGUGGUGUAAGUAAACAUUGACGUAGCUCCACUUCCAACCCCUUCGUGGUACAGUUUGCUCUUCGAUCUUAAAAAAAGGUGCAGAAUUUGAAAUAAGUAGCUUGUAACAAAUGCUACAUAAACAACAGAGAAUAAAUCGAUGAAACAAAGGAAUGUCCCAUUACUACCACUUUGGGUGAGCUGAUAGACCGUUUUAUUAAUAAAAUAUCAUUAAACAAAAACAAAA